Messenger RNA from Nerophis ophidion (straightnose pipefish), 3056 nucleotides. It is a transcript of the gene atpaf2, whose product is annotated as ATP synthase mitochondrial F1 complex assembly factor 2. Gene Ontology annotation, biological process: mitochondrial proton-transporting ATP synthase complex assembly. Gene Ontology annotation, cellular component: mitochondrion. Lineage: Eukaryota; Metazoa; Chordata; Actinopteri; Syngnathiformes; Syngnathidae. The coding region runs from base 591 to 1457 and encodes 288 amino acids. The transcript has 8 exons. The record is from RefSeq and is a predicted model, not a curated record.
UUAGCUGGCUGGGCACCGAAAUGGUCAAUGGCCGACUGAGUGACAGACUCUGCCGGUGUCCACGAAGAAGCGUUGCGGGGGGGCUGAAGCCGACCUCCAGCCUCCAAAUCCUCCUCGGAACCUUACGUUGUAGAGUGAUAGGGACCGAGCUCCCAGGAAAGUAAGUGGACUUCGACGCAACGAUGAAGGCAAAUGCAUUCGCGCCUUUCAUUGGCUAAUCAUAUUCAACAUUCGAAGAUGCUGGAUUUUCAUUGGUCAAAAUGGCCGAAAGCUUCACGGGUUUAAAGUGUAGUUCGUACAUCUUAUAUAGCAAUGCAAAGGGGCACGCCCCGAAACUACAUUACCCUACUCUUCUAGAACCUAGCAGGCUGCCUGUCAGACUAAGAAGGUCACACGCGUGCUUUAGAACAUAGAUGAGGAAAUCUAUCCUGUAGGUAAAAACAUAACAAAGGUAGUCAUUUAACUGCUACCGUAUUAAUUCAAUGCUGAUGCGAAAUACACACAAUUGGUCGUUUGUUUAACUAGUGUAGCUUUUCAGUUGUGUUUAGCUAGGCGUACCGUAAACAUACCGUUUACAUACAACUGCAGCGAUGUUUAAAAGCUUUGCAAGACUCCCAAUUAGGUUUGGAAAUGCCUUUUCACCCUGUAAAAUACAAAGGAAUCGUCAGACCUUCAACUAUACGCUUAAAUAUUCAUCAUCAGCCACAACAGAAAGAAAACGAUUUUAUCAGGAUGUCAGCAUAACCCAAGGAGAAGGUAUGCGAGGUUUAUUUGAGAUCAACUUAGACCGAAGGAAGCUAAAAACUCCAGGAGGGAAGCUCUUUACAGUGCCAAAUGAAGCCCUCGCCAUCGCCGUGGCAACUGAAUGGGAUGCUCAAAGAGAGACGCUCAAGUUUUAUACGAUGCACCUGACUACACUUUGCAACACUGCUCUGGACAAUCCAACUGAGCGCAACAAAGACCAAAUGAUCAGUGCUGCUUUAAAGUUUCUGGAGACAGACACUGUUUGUUACAGAGUAGAUGAGCCUUAUGGUUUGGUUGAACUACAGAAGAACGAGUGGGACCCUGUGUUGCACUGGAUUGAAAACAGAUAUAACGUGAAUAUCGGCUCCUCAUCUAGUAUAUUGGGCCCUGAUAUCCCCGAGGCGACCAAAGACACGUUCCGCCAGCAUCUCCAAUCAUAUAACUUUUGGUCGCUGACAGGAUUUGAGUACGUGAUCACACAAUUAAAGUCUGUUGUGUUGUCAUUUGGGAUGAUUGACAGACUUUUAAGUGUAGAACAUGCUGUGCUGUUGUCGAGACUCGAGGAGGAAUACCAGAUUCAGCACUGGGGAAAUGUAGAGUGGGCUCAUGACUAUGACAUGUAUGAGCUGAGGGCACGCACUGCUGCCGGCGCUCUGUUUGUACACCUGUGUUCUGAGAGUUCAACCGUCAAACACAAGCUUUUGCAGGACUGAAGGAGAUUUCGGUUAAAUGUGCAAACUGGAAACCCUUCUUAUUGCUGGACUCCUAAAUAGCGUAUUUGUUUGCCCUGGUUUGUUUUGUCUUUGUUGUCAUUCACCCCCAUUUUUAAAACGCAUUGCCUUUUUUUCCUGUGUUAAUGAAGCUCCGGCCAUGUGGGAUACCGCUUAUUGUGUCUCCAGCUGGUUCCUAGUCAUUUGGGGCCUUCUGGACACUAAAUGAAGUGAAUGGAUACUAACAGUUGUGUUGUUUCAUUUCAUGACAGUGUAUUUUGCUACUUUUUUUUUUACAUCCCUUAUAUUUAUCUAUAAAGGAUCAAGACAAGUGGUAAAACAUUCAGUUGCAAUACUGAUGCAUGGACUGCCUUUUGUGAUUUACAUUAAUACUGUAAAAUGUACCAUUGUAUACCAUAUGAAUGCAUAGGUUCACACACUGCACAGCUGUUCAAUUGACAUUUAAAGGCCUACUGAAACCCGCUACUACCGACCACGCAGUCUGAUAGUUUAUAUAUCAAUGAUGAAAUCUUAACAUUGCAACACAUGCCAAUACGGCCGGUUUAGUUUACUAAAUUGCAAUUUUAAAUUUCCCGCGAAGUAUCCAGGUGAAAAGUCGUGGAAUGAUGACGCGUGCGCGUGAUGUCACCAGUGGUAGCGGACAUGUUUCUUCCAGCCCGAUCCAAGCUAUAAGUAGUCUGCUCUAAUCGCAUAAUUACACAGUAUUCUGGACAUCUGUUGCUGAAUCUUUUGCAAUUUGUUCAAUUAUUAAUGGAGAACUCAAAGAAGAAAGAUGGAGGUGGGAAGCGUUGUAUUGCAGCUGCCUUUAGCAACACAAACACAGCCGGUGUUUCCUUGGUUACAUUCCCGAAGGUGAAGCUCUACUAUGGAACAGCGGUCAAGCGAACAUGGUUCCCGACCACAUGUCAACCGGUAGUUUUGGUGAGGAAAUUGUGCUAAUAAAUCAUGAGCGGAGCUUGCGUCCUCCUGCAGCUGCGGGCUAUUACCUCCCACCGGAGACACUGGUGGUAACCACACCUGUGACCACACCCCUCCGACUUUCAGGUACCAUAUAAUCUCACUAAAACACUAGUAACACAAAAAACAGAUAAGGGAUUUUUCAGAAUUAAACUAGUAAAUGUGUCUAAUAACAUCUGAAUUUUUUUUAUUUUUUUUUCGUAGUCCUUCGCUCUCACUAUCCUCAUCCACAAAUCUGUCAUCCUUGCUCAAAUUAAUGGGGAAACUGUCGCUUUCUCGGUCUGAAUCGCUCUCGCGGCUGGUGGCUAUGAUUGUAAACAAUGUGAGGCUGUGAGGAGCUCCCCAACCCGUGGCAUCACGCGCACAUCGUCUGCUACUUCCGGUACAGGCAAGGCUUUUUUAUUAGCGACCAAAAGUUGCAAACUUUAUCGUCGAUGUUCUCUACUAAAUCAUUUUAGCAAAAAUAUGGCAAUAUCACGAAAUGAUCAAGUAUGACACAUAGAAUGGACCUGCUAUUCCCGUUUAAAUAAGAAAAUCUAAUUUCACCAGGCCUUUAACCACCAAAUUACAUGUAUUUUAUGUUUACACUGUGUAUAGCCUUAUUAAACAUCAGAACGAGAGUCA